AAAAGCCCAGCAAUAUCUCUCCCUCCAUCUCUUUCCUCCUUUCUCUCUCUCUCUCUCUCUCUCUCUCUAUAUCUGUCGCUGCGCUCUACACUAGAAGAGAGCUCCAGCGGCGAAAGGCAGGAGAAAAGGGGCGACGCUGCAGAACUCUCUCGCCGCCGCCGCUGCUCCGUCCCUUUUCCCCCCCUCCUUUGAAAUUGAAAGGGAAGAAAAACCAGCAAGGAAGUAUGGAGGAGGAAUUGCAGAAGCGAAACACCGAUUGCGUGUACUUCCUCGCUUCUCCCCUCACUUGCAAGAAGGGAGCUGAAUGUGAGUACCGGCACAGUGAGAUGGCAAGGCUCAACCCUAGGGAUUGUUGGUACUGGUUGUCUGGGACCUGUCUUAAUCCAACCUGCGCCUUCAGACAUCCUCCUCUAGAAAAGCCAGCUGAAGCUUCUUCAGAAUCCGGUCCAGCUUCAGGUCAGCCUCCUCAACCGUCAAACAAGACCUCUGUACCUUGUUACUUCCACUUCCAAGGCUACUGCGGCAAAGGCGAGAAAUGCACAUUUUCCCAUGCUCCUGAUGUCAGCACUGUCCCCACUGCAAAGACUCUGAAGCAACCACAUCCCACCAACAACUUGGCUGUUCAUCCUGCCGACAGCAAUAACAAGACUCUGUCGGGAACUAAAACGGUAUCUGUCCCGACCUCCAAGAUGAAGACAAGUCUUCCUCAAACAACAUCUCAGAAACCAUCUGUCCCUAAAGAUGUGGUACAAAAGAGUUUCUCUCUUCAAAUUGAGACACCCCAAGUUGAUCCAGCUGUUGUUCUUGAGUCUUUUGAUACCGUCUUGCCAUCAGAAAGUUACAACGAGGCUGGGUCAUACAUGGAUGCUGCUGAUCAGAACUCAGAAGAUCAUAUUGACGGCCGCGUAGAACCAGAGGAACGGUGGGAAUCAUCUCCCGGUUUCGAUGUUCUGGUAGAUAAUGAUGAAGAGGAAGAUCAAAAUCUAUGCUACAAGGAUGAGCAAGAGUACAUGGUGUCCCUCAGCAGGGAAGAACAGAGAGAGCUCGAUAGGAAUCAUCCAUUUAUGGAGUAUGAGUUUGAAGAACGGCAAGUCGGGUAUGAGAGGCGAUUGGGAUUCCGUGAGAGUCAAGACGUGGAUCUCCGGGACCACCUGAGGAAACGCCAGGCCAUAGACAAUGGCGAGCCACCGUUGGAGAGAUUGAUGAGAAGGCGGCACCAUGAAGAAUCACUUCCGCGGAGGCACAGGAGCCAUGAAAGACCGUACGAGCACGGACUGAGUGAAAGGCUACGUGGGAGAUUGGCAUCUGAGGUCGGAAGAAGGAACGACAGUGAUUAUGGAUUACAUUCAAGGCACUCUCCAUAUGAUAGGCCACCGAGGCUACAUCACAGGGAAAGAAGGGGAGCACCGAGAAGGCAGCUGCCACCUUUUGUACAGUCCGAGAGGGCUUCUGUACCGUCAGAGGCCAGGAGGAAGCCAGUUCGAAGGGAGAGGUCAGUUGAGGUAUCUGGCGAAUUUUCUGGGCCAAAGAGCCUUGCUCAGAUAAGAGAAGAGAAGAAAAGGGUUGUUGAGAGAAACGGGUAUCACAACGAGGACAGAGAUGACGAUGAUAUGGGUGUAAUGGAGUCUGCAAAUUUCGAUGGACCGAAGCCUCUGAAUGAGAUUCUGAAGGAAAAGAAGAAGCUGAUUUCUGUUGUAGAGUACGCCAACGGUAGCAGCAACUGAGGUGAAGGAAAGUUUGUGGGGUGUUCGAUAAUUUUUGUAGGGUAAUGAUGAUGAAGAAUGAGAAUUUGAGUUGUAGUGUAUUUUGUCUUCUGGGAGAGGGUCUCUUUUUUUGUUUUUUUUGUUUUGUAACACAGUUCCUCAACCUUGACUACUGAUUUCUGUGUGUCGAGCUUCAGCUGCUGCUGCUGCUGCUGCUGCCAUGGCUUAGUAGUGAAAACCAUGCAGGGGUUUUGCCAUUGGUGGCCUUUGUAUUGAGAAUUAUGUUAGGCUCUUUGCCCUCAUGGUUUCUUUGUUUUCUCUUUUGUAGGAUACUGAUUUUAGUGUUCUCCAUGUGAAGUGUUGGAACAAGGAUUGACACAACCCACUGAUAAGGUUGCACAUUUUUGGGCCAUCAUUUGGAUCUGCAGCAAAGAUUUCAGAUAUGGUCGACAUUAAAUAGGGACAAAGGUGGGAUUGUUUUUAUGGGAACUGGUUGGGCAAUAUAGCAGCUUUACCAG
This is a messenger RNA of Linum tenue, 2221 nucleotides long. Lineage: Eukaryota; Viridiplantae; Streptophyta; Magnoliopsida; Malpighiales; Linaceae. The record is from the annotation of a GenBank genome assembly.